GCCAUUAUUGCAAUGCUGUCAAACUAAUGAAAGAUCCAAUAAAAUUUGAGCUUUUUAAAAUUAACAGGAAGUCGUCUUCUUUUAACAGACAACGGGUGAUAUCUAAUUUCGAUUUUUUGUGAUUAUAAUGGCUCAGAAUAUAAACCCUCACUACGCAUCGUCGUCUAAUCCAGCUAAACAAAAUGAGGACACGAUAAAAUUAAAAGACAAUCACGCCGUGAGCAAACGAUUGCAGAAAGAGCUUAUGGAGCUUAUGAGAUGUGCAGAUAAAGGGAUAUCAGCAUUUCCGGAGAGCGAAAAUCUUUUUAAAUGGAUAGGUACAAUUAACGGCCCCCUGGAGACCGUAUACGCGGGGCACAAGUACAAACUGUCCCUGGAGUUCCCUAACUCGUACCCUUACGCCCCGCCAGUAGUGAAAUUCCUGACUCCAUGCUUUCACCCCAACGUGGAUACGUGUGGGUUAAUAUGUUUAGAUAUAUUGAAAGACAAGUGGACGGCCCUGUACGACGUUCGCACGAUCCUCCUGUCCAUACAGAGCUUGCUGGCGGAACCCAAUACGCAGAGUCCGUUGAACCAGCAAGCAUCAUAUCUAUGGCCCAACCAGCCCGCCUACAAAAAAUAUCUAGAUGAAUUUUAUAGUAAACAUAGAGACUAAUAGUUUGUUAGAUUUGAUUGUCUGAAUUAUGUUGCAUUGUGUUAACUUGUGUUGUGAAUGUGUGAGUGUUAAGAUGGAGGUGAUAUUUUUCUGUUGUCAAGUAUUUCUCAUGAACACAAAAAUAGACAAGCGUUAAUAUUUAUUGUAUUGUAUCAUUGUAAUUCUCGUAUUUGUUGUAAAUUGUAAAACAUUUCGAUUUUCCAGUCUUUGCAGUUGUCUCCUUAGAGUUAAAGUAUUUGUGACAAAUGGAGGUAUGUAUAUUGAGAGAAAUUGAUUAAAAUAAUUAUUUAGUUCAAUUGCAAA
Molecule: messenger RNA, 958 nt
Organism: Pararge aegeria (speckled wood butterfly)
Lineage: Eukaryota; Metazoa; Arthropoda; Insecta; Lepidoptera; Nymphalidae
Gene: vih
Product: ubiquitin-conjugating enzyme E2 C
Exons: 2
Coding region: 128-655 (175 amino acids)
Source: RefSeq, a predicted model, not a curated record